Molecule: messenger RNA, 7413 nt
Organism: Hypomesus transpacificus
Lineage: Eukaryota; Metazoa; Chordata; Actinopteri; Osmeriformes; Osmeridae
Product: collagen alpha-3(VI) chain-like
Exons: 40
Coding region: 53-6589 (2178 amino acids)
Molecular function (GO): protein binding; serine-type endopeptidase inhibitor activity
Source: RefSeq, a predicted model, not a curated record
UGGGGGCCAGUCCAACGAUGCUGUUAGCCAGGCAGCCUUUAAUUUGAAAGAUAUGGAAGUGAAGAGCAUAGGCAUUGCCAUGAGACAGACUGAUACCAGAGAAAUGCAGUCAAUCACAUCUGAUCUACGGCUCAUCCUUCAGGCAAAAGACUUUUCAGAUUUGCCAGGCCUGCAGUUGGAUCUUUUAUCUGCCAUUACUCAAGUCUCCAGUCCCGGUUCGAUAGCUGAGUCUCAGGGUCCCAAGAAGGAUGUGGUCUUCCUCAUUGAUGGCUCAGACAGCGUAGGAAGAGAAUUCCCCAUCAUCCAGGAGUUCAUCCGCAGAGUUGUUGAAAACCUUAAUGUGGGUGAGAACAAGAUUCGAAUUGGUGUGGUGCAGUAUGGUGACUCCCCUUCAGCAGAUAUCUACCUGAACUCCCAUACGACCAAAGAGGGCGUCAUGAAUGCUGUGAGGUCGCUGAGACAGCGUGGUGGAAGGCAGCGUAACUUGGGCCAGGCUGUGGAGUUUGUCAGUCGGGACGUGCUCACAGCUGCACGUGGAGGCAGAAAGCAGGAGGGUGUCCAUCAGUUUGUGAUUGUCGUUUCUGGAGGAAGUUCCACUGAUGACGUCAGACGGGCAGCAACCUCGCUUAAGCAGUCCGGGGUUCUGCCCUUAAGCAUUGGGACCAGAGAUGCUAGCCAACAGGAGCUCCAGAUGAUCUCCUACGUUCCUAACUUUGCUUACACCGUGGACGACUUCCCUGGUCUAUACACUGUCCAGGAAAACUUGAUCUCCACGCUGACAGAGUUGUCAGAUGAAGAAAUUGCCAGGCUGCGUCCGGUAUUCCCAAGUUUUGAUGUGACAACCACAGUAGUAACCACUGGCGGAGACAAGAGGGAUGUGGUAUUCCUCAUUGACGGAACAACAGCAGUACGCAACGAGUUCCCUGCUAUCAGGGAUAUGAUCAACAGGGUAGUGGGAAAGCUGGAUGUGGGUCUGGAUCGCGUCAGGGUGUCAGUGGUGCAGUACAGUGAUGACGCCAAAGUGGAGUUCCUUUUGAACGAAUUCUCAACAAAAGAGGAAGUCCGCCAGGCUGUGAGCAGGCUGCGGAGCAGAGGUGGGAACCUGCUCAACACAGGGCGUGCUCUUGACUGGGUCUCCAAGAACAUAUACCAGAGAUCAGCAGGUAGUCGGAUUGAGGAUGCUGUGCCACAGUUCCUGAUCCUAGUCACUGGAGGCAAGUCUUCAGAUGAUGUUUCUGGUCCGGCUAAUCAGCUGAAGACCAACCUUGUUGCUCCUCUUGCCAUUGGGGCAAGGAAUGCCGAUCCCAAUGAACUGAGGCAGAUCGCACUGAAGCCAGAGCUUACCUACACUAUCAGCAACUUCGGGCAACUUCCAAGUGUUGAGCAGCAACUCAUUGCUUCAGUCAACACCAUGACCACCGCUGACAUCUCUACUAGUGUUGUUGACUCAGUCCAAAACCUUAACAUGGGGAGAAAGGACAUAAUUUUCCUCGUUGAUGGAUCAGACACCACAGGCUCUUCCGGCAUCGCCCACAUCCGUGACUUCAUCCUGAACAUAGUUCAGCAGCUCAAUGUUCAGCCAGACCACGUGCGGGUAUCUGUUGUCCAAUACUCAGACAAGGUUAAGACUGAGUUUUCCCUCAACUCCCACAACAACAAGCCAGAUGUUCUGUCAGCUAUCAAGAGACUUCGUCAGAUGGGCGGCCGGUCCUCAAACUUGGCAGAAGCCAUUGAGCAUGUGAUCCGGAAUGAGUUGAAAGCCUCAGCAGGUGUCCGUCUGGCCGAAGCCUCCCAGCAUCUUGUGGUUCUCACUGGCGGACGCUCCACAUCCGACCUGUCAGUUUAUGGGCCUCUGCUGAAGGGGUCUCGAGUCAACUGCAUUGGUAUCGGCGCUGGGGCCGCUGACGCCAGGCAGCUGAAACAAAUCGCCACCACCUCAGAAGAUGUUCUCCAGGUGCCAACGUUCCCGGGGUUGCCUGUCAUCAGAGAGAAGUUCAUUGCCCGUCUUAAUGGGACUAUCCCAGAGGAGCCCCCCACAGAUUGGGAGGACCCCAAUCUCCCCAAAGCCAAGGCGGCUGAUAUUGUGUUUUUGGUCGAUGGCUCCAUCAAUCUGGGCAAGGAUAACUUCAAGGAGGUUAUGGAGUUCAUUCUGAAUCUCAUCGACCUCUUCUUCACCGAGAGGGACAAACUUCAGAUUGGCCUGGCGCACUACUCCACGGACAUGACCGACGUCUUCUUCCUCAACACUUACAAGAACAAGGACGACAUCAUCAAUGCCAUCACCGGGACCGAGUACAAGGGUGGGCGGAAGAUCAACACAGGUGCAGCCAUUCGCCACGUGCAGCAGAACCACUUCAUCAAGGAGAAAGGAAGCAGGAAAGACGAAGGCAUCCCUCAGAUCCUGAUGAUCGUCACUGGAGGACGUUCGUCUGACGACGGCAAGUCGGCAGCUCUCGCUCUGAAAGCUACCGGUGUGCGAAUCUACGCAGUUGGAGUGGGGAACAUCGAGGAUGAGUUGAUCGACCUGGGCAGCGAGGCCACCACAGUGGCGAGGGCAAGCACCUUCCUGGAGCUAUCGGAGCUCAACGAGCAGAUCCUGGAAACGCUGGAUGAUGAGGUGAAAGGUGUGAAACUCUGCACAGGUGUGCCGGACUCAGUCAAAAGCUGCAAUGUGGAGGUGUUGGUGGGCUUUGACGUGUCUGCCCAGAACAUUUUUGCCGCCCAGACCAACCUCCAGACCAAGAUGGGAGCCAUCCUCCAGAGAAUCUCCAAGAUGGCGUCUAUCAGCUGCUCCUCGGGCCAGAUCCCCUCUGUCCAGGUGGGGAUGCUGGCCAUGGACUCUGCCUCCGAGCCAGUCAUGCUGGAAUUCACCAAUAACGCAGAUGAGCUGUUCGAAGCAUUCAAGGGCUUGAGAAACUCCGGCCCUUACCUUCUCAAUGGCAAGACUAUCACUGCUUACAACACAAGGUUCAAAAGCAGACCGGGUGACACCACUAAGGUUGUGAUUCAUCUGACUGAUGGAUUGGAUGGCCAAUACUCUGAGAUGAAGAGACGAGUUGAGGAGCUUCGGCUUUCCGGUGUGAGCAGCUUCAUCCUGGUGGGUCUUGAGCGCGUGCCCAGGUUUGAAGAGGCAGUGUUGCUGGAGUUCGGCCGUGGUUUCCGGUAUACUCGCCCCCUGCGUGUCAACAUCAUGGACCUUGACUAUGAGCUGAUGGAGGAACUGGACAAUAUUGCUGAGAGGGAGUGCUGUGCAGUGCCAUGCAAGUGCACAGGCACCAGAGGAGAUAGAGGUGGAGUUGGCUUACCAGGACCUAAGGGCGGUCCAGGUGGAGUGGGAUACCCAGGGCAUCCUGGAGAUGAGGGUGGACCUGGAGACAGAGGUCCUCCUGGUGUGAAUGGAACUCAGGGUUUCCAGGGCUGUCCAGGUCAGAGAGGCGUCAAGGGUUCUCGUGGAUACUCUGGCGAAAAGGGAGAUUUUGGAGAGAUUGGCCUGGAUGGUAUUAAUGGAGAAGAGGGUACAAGUGGAAUUGUUGGGCCCCCUGGAGAUAGAGGGAACCCAGGGAGAAGGGGACCCAAAGGCCUUAAAGGAAAGGCGGGAGAUAUAGGGGGUACUGGAAUCAGGGGAGAUCCUGGUGCAACGGGGCUUGAUAACAACCGUCCGGGACCUAAAGGGGACCUAGGCGAUGCUGGUCCAGUGGGAGAGCCAGGACAGGAUGGCACCAGGGGAGGCGCAGGCGAACCAGGAAGGAGGGGUGCUGAUGGUAGGAGAGGCGCUCCUGGACCAGCUGGACCUUUGGGCAAGCCUGGAGCUGACGGGCUCCAAGGAGAGCCAGGGAUCGGAGGAUCCAGGGGACCAGCAGGACCCACGAGUACACCAGGAACCCGAGGCGAGGAUGGGAACCCAGGACCCAGGGGCCCAGGAGGAACCCAAGGACCCGGAGGAGACAAGGGACGACGGGGCACUGUUGGUCGCAAGGGAGAGCCGGGAGACCCCGGACCCAAAGGCAUUGUGGGACCUCUGGGGCCUCGUGGGGAACCUGGUGAGGAUGGUCGGGAUGGCUUUGGGAUCCCGGGACCCAAGGGCAGGAGGGGCGACGAGGGCUUCCCAGGGUUCCCAGGACCAAAGGGUGCGGCAGGAGACGCAGGGACCCCUGGAGGACCUGGACGCCAUGGCAACCGCGGCCAGACGGGUGUUUCAGGAGAUAUUGGUUCACCGGGUCAGAAGGGAGAUGUCGGAUACCCUGGUUCCUACGGUCAGAAGGGGCCGAGAGGACCUGGUGUUGUGCAAUGCGACCUGGUCAAGAAAAUCAGAGAUAACUGCCCCUGCUGCUACGGCAAGCAAGAGUGUCCUCUCUAUCCCACCGAGCUGGCCUUCGCCCUGGACGCCUCAGAUGGCGUGCCGGCCCCGGCCUUCAGAAACAUGCGUGACGCCGUCCUCCGGCUGGUUGGCAACAUCACCAUCGCCGAGAGCAACUGUCCCCGCGGCGCACGUGUAGCCCUGACCCUCUACAACAAUGAGGUGACCACCGAGAUCAGGUUUUCCGACGCUCUGAAGCGCCGCGCUCUCGUUCAGCGCAUCGAAGGACUGCAGGCCCUGCAGACACGCAAGCAGCGCAGCCUGGAGACGGCUAUGAACUUCCUGGCCCAGAACACCUUCAAGAGGGUGCGGAGCGGCUUCCUGAUGAGGAAGGUGGCCAUCUUCUUCGUAAACGGGGCGGUGAAAGAAUAUCCGGCCAUCAGCGCCGCGGCACUCAGGCUCUACGACUCCGGAAUCGCCUCCGUGUUCCUGCUCAACCGUGAGGAUCGCGCGCUCUCCAGAGCUCUGCAGAUCAACAACACAGCCCUGGCUCAGGUGGUCGUUCUGCCCAGUCCUGGAAGUGCACAGUACAACUCUGUCAUCCAGAAGGUUAUGAACUGCCACGUGUGCUUUGACUUCUGCUCCCCGGAUACCAUAUGCGAUUACAUCCCUCCAACGUCCCCCAGAGACCGGCGCUCCUUCACCUCAGAUGUGGACAUUGACAUGGCCUUCGUCAUGGACAGCUCCGAGACCACCUACCCCGCCACUUUCGACGAGAUGAAGCACUACAUGGCACACAUGGUGGACCAGUUAGAGAUCUCCUCCAGCCCAGCCUCGUCCAUCCACCACGCCAGGGUGGCUGUGGUGCAGCAGGCCCCGUACGAGUUCCUCCGCAACAGCAGCGGCCUUCCCAUCCACAUCAACCUGCGGCUGACGGACCAGCACUCGGCCCGAGACAUCCGGACCUUCCUGCUGGAGAAGACCCCUCAGCUGGAAGGAGGCCUGGCCCUGGCGGCGGCCAUCGAGAGCACGGUGGAGCAGGUGUUCGAGAAGACUCCUCACCCGCGAGACCUGAAGGUGCUGAUCCUGAUGGUGACCGGCCCGGUGGCCGAGGACGAGGAGAGGCUGGUGCGGGUCGCCACGGAGAUUAAGUGUAAGGGGUACUUCCUGGUGGUCCUGGGCGUGGGUGAGAAGCUUCGGGCCGCGGACACGCGAGUCCUGUCCCGCAUGGUCAGCGAGCCGUCCGACGUGUUCUUCAAGAGGCUGGAUGGCACCUCGCAGUUCUACGACAAAUACAUCCAGAACUUUGGUCGCCUGCUGCCCAAGUAUCUCAGCAUUGAGAAUGCUUUCUACAUGUCCCCUGAAGUCUCCAAGCACUGCCAAUGGUCCCAGAGUGACCAGCCUUUCAAAAACCCUUUCAAAGCUUCUCAGGAGAAACAUCACAAACACCAUGAAAAUCAGCAGGAGGUCCAUCCAAGGAAACACAAAGAAUCGGUCGAGCUCCACGUGGCCAACGUGACCUCCAGCAGCCUGAGUCUGCGCUGGGCCGAGGCCGACCCCAAGCUCAUGGCCUACUUUGAGGUGGCGGUGACACGCCUCCACGACCACGCCCUGGUGCUGAGGAAGAACGUCACAGGCACCGAGCUGCUGGUGGAUGGCCUGGACGCCGGACAGACCUACCAUGCUGUGGUCACCGCCCACACCGCCGACGGCAACAUUGCCUCCAGCUACAAGGGCAUCAUCACCACAAAAGCAGACGAGCACAAAGUCUCCCACCACGUCUCUCUUCCUGCGUUGACACCCCCCCUAGACAAACCAGAGACGGCUAACGAACUCCCAGGCCCAUGUUCACUUGACUAUGACCCUGGACUGCCGUGCAAAGACUAUCAGGCUAAGUGGUUCUUUGACAGAAAGAACGGGAUCUGUACUCAGUUCUGGUACGGGGGUUGUGGAGGAAAUGGAAAUAGGUUCGAGACCGAGGCCCAGUGCCUGCAGCUCUGCGUGAGGUCAGCACCAGAACCUCAGCAGAACAUGGAGCAAGUAAAGACUGAGAUCCUUCCAGCUCCCGCGGCCCUAACAGGAAGUGACAUCUGCCAGUUGGCCAAGGAGGAGGGCACCUGCGCCAAGUUCGUCCUCAAGUGGCACUACGACGCCCUGAGCAAGAGCUGCUCUCGCUUCUGGUACGGAGGCUGCGGAGGGAACCAGAACCGCUUCAACACACACGAAGAGUGUGAGAAGGCCUGUGGAAAAGCAGCUGCCAGCCGAGGAAUCAUCGCCGCUAUAAGAACAUAGGAGGACAUUGAUGAAUUGUCAACGUAUACCUCUGUUGAGGAAAUUCUGAGGACAACCAACUAAAAAUAGUGUGAAGGCGAUGCUAUACCAAAGCAAAAAGGUGGCUGCACUGGAUUCCACAAGAAGAAAAAAAAUCUUGAAGUAGUUUUUUGUCACACAAAGAGAAAGAAACACAAUUUGCUGCAUGAUUUAUCUUCCUACUGGUGCUACAUAGUGUUUUCCUUUGUUUGUUAUUUUUUUUUUUUUUGGGGGGGGGGGGGGGGGGGGGGGGGGGGUCGAGUUGCAGAGUACAUCGAAUGUUGUAUUGUAACAUUUACACCAUCUGUUUUUCAUACUUGUUCAAAAUUGUUUUAUCAUUAAAAAAAUUAAAUGUGUAUGAAUAUAAUGGACAGAGAUUAUCAAUAAAUCCAAACUUUGCAGGAAUUAUAUUAUUCAGCUCCGUAACCAUUUAUAACACACACACACACACACAGUGCCACAAUAAACUACUCAUCAUAGAUUUAUAUAUUGAUCACUAGUCUCCAGACUUUCCCUCACAAUGUUUAAGACGAUCACAAUAACAUAAUCCAUGCUGAUGUUUACACAAGUCCUUCCUGGCAGUGUGUAUAUAAUGACAUUGAUCAAUUAUCAGUGUCUAAUGGCAUUCAUCAUUUAACCUAAAUGCACUUCUGGAACCACUGCUUCAAACACAAAUGUUCCAGUAUUUUAAAAAGAGGAAUGUACUUUUCAAGUUGUUAAAAAAUAUGUUUUGUUUUUGUUUUACUUAUCUUUUGUGUCUCAUCUGGGAACAGGGAAAUAAAAAAAUAAUUAGACUUUCUAAUAAA